Ictalurus furcatus (blue catfish) is the source of this 2224-nucleotide messenger RNA. It is a transcript of the gene ucp3, whose product is annotated as uncoupling protein 3. The record is from RefSeq and is a predicted model, not a curated record. Gene Ontology annotation, molecular function: oxidative phosphorylation uncoupler activity. Lineage: Eukaryota; Metazoa; Chordata; Actinopteri; Siluriformes; Ictaluridae. The transcript has 7 exons. Gene Ontology annotation, cellular component: mitochondrial membrane. The coding region runs from base 681 to 1610 and encodes 309 amino acids. Gene Ontology annotation, biological process: mitochondrial transmembrane transport; adaptive thermogenesis; response to cold.
CAAAUAUCAUAUGGAAAUAAUCCAAAGAACAGAAAAUCACAUUGAUAUCGAGUCUAAAUGUCAGGGUUGACUAAUUUGUUUCAUGCAUGCAGAGCUAGUAAACAUGUCUGGUGUUGAGAACUUAUAUAUAACAGGUUACACCUGUCACCUGACUGUAUGCCUAUAAUCUGCCAGAGUUGUCUGACAGCUCACAAGAAGAGUCUGAGCUCAGAGGGUGAGGACCGCUCUUUGGAAUACUACUCUAUACAGGAUACAGCUUCUUUAUUUAUUUAUUUAUUUCCCUCCAGAUAAUUUUACAACUGAAAGAUUUUUAAUACAAGGUAACGCACUGAGGCAUGGCUUGUUAUCUUAAAUUAAUAUUUUGGAUCCUUUUUUUUUUCUUUCUUUCUUAAGUGACUUAUUUAUAGGACUCGACUGUAUUAAACACCGACUCAUGCUGGGUUUCAGAAGUUUAGUUUUAAUUUGUCCGUGUGUUGCUUGCAGUGGAAUGCUACUUUGGAAUAUUAUUUCAUCCAUUUUUAUGGCCAAAGUUUGUCAAACUCGAAGGCAGCUGCAACAACAAGGACAACAACAGCAAAGAAUCCCCGUCGAAAAAACCUGAGGUAUCUGGAGAAGUCAUUCCCGAAAAAUCCAUUGAACAAAACAAGCGUGACUGGUCCACUCAGUGAAAAAAGAACAACAUGGUUGGAAUCAAGCCAACAGAUGUAGCUCCCACAGCCACUAUCAAGUUCUUCGGUGCUGGAACAGCAGGCUGCAUUGCUGACUUGGUGACCUUUCCCCUGGACACAGCCAAAGUCAGGCUCCAGAUCCAGGGCGAGUCUAAACUUGCUGAAGGAGCAGCAGGGGUGAAAUAUCGGGGUGUGUUUGGUACCAUCACCACCAUGGUGCGCACGGAGGGGCCGCGGAGUCUCUACAACGGGCUUGUGGCUGGACUGCAGCGCCAGAUGAGCUUCGCUUCGGUCCGCAUCGGCCUGUAUGACUCUAUGAAGCAGUUCUACACUCGAGGAUCUGAAAAUGCAGGCAUUGUGAGUCGGUUACUAGCGGGCUGCACUACCGGGGCCAUGGCUGUGGCGUUUGCGCAGCCCACAGAUGUCGUAAAAGUACGCUUCCAGGCCCAAACGCGUCUAGCUGAUGGAGAAAAGCGUUACAAAGGCACCAUGGACGCCUACAAGACCAUCGCUCGUGACGAAGGCAUCAAAGGCCUGUGGAAAGGUUGCAUACCGAAUAUCACAAGAAACGCUAUUGUGAACUGUGCUGAGCUGGUAACCUAUGACAUCAUCAAAGAGCUUAUAUUAAAAUACAAUCUCAUGACAGAUAACUUGCCAUGCCACUUCACGGCUGCGCUCGGAGCUGGUUUCUGCACCACCAUCGUAGCCUCUCCGGUGGACGUGGUGAAGACCCGCUUCAUGAACUCCACUGCAAGCCAGUACAACAGUGCCAUUAACUGUGCCCUCACUAUGCUGACCAAGGAAGGACCGACUGCCUUUUACAAAGGGUUCAUGCCCUCGUUCCUUCGCCUGGGAUCCUGGAACAUUGUGAUGUUUGUCUCCUAUGAACAAAUAAAGAGAGCCAUGACGAGAGUGCAGCAAUCCUGGGAGGCACCGUUUUAAACGGUUCGUUUCGAGACGACAAAACAAAGACAGAUAUAAAAGACAGACUAAUCUCCAUCACGUCCUGUGAAUUCUAUCACUAUGAGCUAGACAAUGUUUCCUGUAUGAUGGUGGGAGAAGACCACUUCCAGUAUGGUUUUAUCUUGGAAGUGAACUGAGAUGUAAAAGGCCAGAGGUCGUGAUGACUGAUCUUGGAAAAACGGUUGCUUUUUGUUGUAGGACCUCGCACUCUAUACGAAAGUGCAUGAGAUGAUCCUGUGGACGAGGUCAAAUACAGUUUGGCACUAUCAACACUUUCCAAGCAAGACAGCACAUUUUCCUUAUAGAGCUUGCAUACUGUAUCUUUUUGUCUUCUUUAUAGAACUUGCACAUCUUUUUUUUUGUCUUGUUUGAAUAUUUGUCUGCCUAGAUUUUCAGGAAAAUGAAGUUUACUGAGAUGUUUACAGAUAUUUUUAUUUGUAUUUUUUACAAACGCUACACACUUUGGGUCCAUAGAUAGUGGAUUGUAUGUAACUAGAUGUAUGUUACAGACAGAUUUGCUCCACAUAUAACAAUUGUCAUGAUAUUUUUAUACAAUGUGCAUUCCUGUUAAUAAAAUGGAUCAUGUAAAUGUA